GGCCGGCAUGAAGGUCAUCAUAGAGAUGCUCGUCCUGGCCGCGCUCCUUUGGACACCAAGCUGCGAGAAGUUGGUCUACGUCAAAGAAGGAGACACGGUCACACUGAGGCUGGAUGGACUGGAAGCCAAUAGCAAAUACUUGUACUGGUCCCACCAUCGCCUCCAAUCGGGCUGGCUGGCCUGGCGGCAUCCCCUGAGGGGCUGGUCCUUCACUCAAGAUGAGCGCUGGGCCGGCAGGUUGUCCGUUUCCCAAGAUGCACUGAGCAUCAACGGGGUCAAAGGGGACGACUUUGGCACGGUGGUGUUUUCCAGACUCUCCAACCUACAUGGUGAAAUCACUCCAAUGAAGAGCUUCACGAUCUCCAAAAUCACAGUGUCCGUCGACACCAAAUAUACCGUUCUGGUGUCCCAUGAAGUCGUGACGCUCUCCUGCCACGUGGACACUCCUCCAAAUCACCGCCAGCCGGAACUAUACUGGUUGAAUCCGGUGGGAGAGAGGAUUACUCCGAGCGGAGGACAAUUCCGAGUGGCUGUCACGGGCCGAGACAACGGCCGCUGGAGUUGCGUUGUCGUCAAGGACGAUGGGGAGGACACGGCCUGGCUUUUCAUUACGGUUCUCGACCUCUUACCAGCUCCUGAGUUUCCUCUAUACACCUCGGAGCAGUCGUCUCUCAGCAUCCCUUGCCCUUUUGCCUUUAACAUCUCCUGGGAACAAUUCCAACCCAGGAAGGUCAAGAAAGUGAGCUGGUGUUCUGGUGAGCUAUUCUACCAACAAUUCAUCAUAAAUCCAGAGAUGAUCCUGGUCUUCUCGCCAAACAAGGCGGAACAGGGCUGGAGGUCAAACACGAGCCGGGGAAAAAGUUUUGUGGCUGACCUCCAAAAGGGUGGCUUGAUUUUAAGCAAAAAACAAUGGGGAGUAGAGGACCGAGGACACUACAGGUGCAAGAUCAAAUUUGGCAACGACAACACCCUGAGCAGGACUGUGAGUGUUGAGGUGCUAAGGGUCGUCUCCUCCACGGGAUUGGCGCUUCACAGUGGCCAGAGCGUCAAUCUGACCUGCAGCCUCGGCAAGGCCUUGCCCCGAGACCACUGGGUCAAGUGGUUCCCACCUGAGCGCUCCGCCGCACGGUCUCUGCUCAGCUCCGGCCGUCCAGACCCGCCGCAAAUCGUCCUCGCUGAAACUGGCCCGGACGACGGCGGCAGGUGGAGGUGCGAGCUAUGGCGUAACACCACAAGGCUGACGUCGGCGGAAAUCACCUUGGCCGUCAGCCGCCGGCUGAGUGCGUGGAUGCCCGUGAGCAUCGGCGGCGCUGCGGCCGUCAUCGCCGUUCUUCUCCUGCUUAUUUGCAUCACCUGGAGACACAGACGACGGGUAAGAGAAACAAAAUUUCUUUGAAAUGUUUCAAGAAUCAUCGUCCUCUCCCUCGGUCUGUCUGGCUCAGCGGAACACAAGACGCCAGCGACAUGGCGUCUGCCGCUCCAUACAAUACGUACCGACAUCCGCUUCCCGUGGCCGUGACGCAGCGCCACUCGCCGGAGCCCACCACCAGUCUGAAGGCUACAUGGAGUAUUUUCCUCAAAGAAAAGCCAUCUCCAAACAGACGACUCUUUCAUAUUGUCCCCGUCCGUCCGUCUCUGUUGGAACCCUAAACCCAAAGUAAUUCGAUGUGAGAUAUGUCCCGCGGCGUUUCAAAAUAAGCGCAAAGUGCGAGUUACAUAGCGUGCCGACGCUAGCGGAUAAUGUCGCUUAAAAGCUAAUGCAUCGCAUAAAAGCUUAAUGCAUCGCAGCGCAUUAUGCAAACACAAAGACAUUUUGUUGGUGUUCUGUUUUUCCGACAAAAUAAAACGUGUACAUGCAGGCUUUUGCAUUGGACAGUGACAAUUUGCUUGUUUCUGAUUUAUCCAUCCAACCUUUAUUCAUACCGUCUUGUCCUUACAUUCAUACCUAAAAUAAACACAACAUAAACACGUUUUUCAAUUAUAGGAGGUAGCCGGAGAACCUUGAAAAAUCUGAAGGAUAAAAGCUAAGAAAAUCUCCUCCCCCGGGGGAACUGUUUGGGCUAAUCUCUUUCCAACUUUACAGGGGGCACUCCUC
Hippocampus zosterae (dwarf seahorse) is the source of this 2095-nucleotide messenger RNA. It is a transcript of the gene cd4-1, whose product is annotated as CD4-1 molecule. Gene Ontology annotation, cellular component: membrane raft; external side of plasma membrane. The transcript is spliced from 6 exons. Gene Ontology annotation, molecular function: MHC class II protein binding; protein tyrosine kinase binding. NCBI's taxonomy places the organism in Eukaryota, Metazoa, Chordata, Actinopteri, Syngnathiformes, Syngnathidae. The record is from RefSeq and is a predicted model, not a curated record. Bases 8 to 1396 code for a protein of 462 amino acids. Gene Ontology annotation, biological process: interleukin-15-mediated signaling pathway; T cell activation; positive regulation of ERK1 and ERK2 cascade.